This is a messenger RNA of Haemonchus placei, 516 nucleotides long. The record is from the annotation of a GenBank genome assembly. Lineage: Eukaryota; Metazoa; Nematoda; Chromadorea; Rhabditida; Trichostrongylidae.
GUGAGGCAUGAAGGUGGCACAACUCGUAUUCCAAGUGUAGACUCACUUUGUGCAACCGCAGUUAAUCUACGAGACUAUUUCGAUAUCGUUCUUGGUUACCAGCUGUUGUAUAAAUCCGAAAAACCACAGUACCAAGCAUUGGUGAAGCGUGAACAAGAGAAAUUCGAUGGAGAGGUGACGAAAACACCUGAGACGCCAGGGCGAAGGCGUAGGCAGGCUCGCGAUGCGAGGCCGUCGCUCCCGCCUCUAGUGAUACUGCAACUAUUGGAGGGAGGCCCUUUACGUCCGGAAAUGCUUCGUCCAUCGAAAUACUAUGGUCUCGGACAUCUGCUUCGUCUAUUGGUCAAGCUACCGGUUUUGCUCCGCUUGAGCUCGACCGACGACCUCGAAUUCAUGAUCCGUAUCGCGUGCCUCCAUGAUUUAAUCGCGUUCCUCAGGCAGAAUGCGCCAAUGAUUCUAGAUUUUGAUCUGGACUAUAAAGUAGCGAGCGCUGAUAACGCAAAGGCAGCCGGAUGA